This is a messenger RNA of Lotus japonicus, 1161 nucleotides long. RefSeq lists its product as uncharacterized. The transcript is spliced from 8 exons. NCBI's taxonomy places the organism in Eukaryota, Viridiplantae, Streptophyta, Magnoliopsida, Fabales, Fabaceae. The record is from RefSeq and is a predicted model, not a curated record. The coding region runs from base 100 to 750 and encodes 216 amino acids. Gene Ontology annotation, molecular function: protein-disulfide reductase activity.
AUGGUUUAAGAACAAAGAGCCAAACUCUUUCUUGCAACCGAAAGUGCGCGCAAUCCUCGACACGACAGAACCAACCAUAAUCCUCACGAAAACAAAGGAAUGGCUUUCAGAAUCGCAGCAGCAGCAGCAACAGCUUCUGCUUCUUCAUCACGUAUUGCUGCAAGGUGGUCUCAUAACCCACCACCAUUCUUUUCACUCCCACACCACAACCUUCCUCUGCCACUUCCUAUUCGCAAACUCGGGUCUCAGUGCCACAUUCGAGCUAUUAGCGAGGCAGCUGCUGUGGAGCCUGCAAUUUCUAAGAAAGAAGGAGAUGGAAGAGAUUGGAAGAUCAAGAUACUUUACGAUGGAGAUUGCCCCCUCUGUAUGCGCGAGGUGAAUAUGCUAAGGGAGAGGAAUAAGAGUUAUGGCACUAUCAAAUUUGUUGAUAUAGGCUCGGAUGAUUACUCUCCAGAGGAGAAUCAGGGUCUCGACUAUGAAACUGCUAUGGGAAGAAUUCAUGCUGUCCUCUCAGAUGGAACUGUGGUUACAGAUGUAGAAGCAUUCAGGAGAUUAUAUGAACAAGUUGGUCUAGGUUGGGUUUAUGCCAUUACAAAAUAUGAACCUAUUGCCAAAAUUGCUGAUUCCGUCUAUGGUGUUUGGGCUAAAUACCGUCUUCAAGUUACAGGACGGCCUUCGAUUGAAGAAAUAUUAGAAGCUCGAAAGAAGAAGGGUGAAGUAUGCAAAAACAGCAAUGCUUGCAAGAUGUAAGCUUACUGUGGUGAAAACUUCAAAAGGCUUGUUGCAUGAUUUGUUACCAAGUUUGGUCUUCAUCCUCUGAAGCAGAUCUUUAUAUGACCUUAUAUACAAAAAGCAGCCAAUAUAGAUUGGUGUCGCAGCAUAUAAUGUCUUCCUCAGCAUAUGCAUUUGAUGUAGCAUAAGAAAUGAUCUAGGAUAGGAAAAUGGGAGUGUAUAUAAAAUGUAUUGUAAGUCAUUUUAUGUCUUAUAUUCUCCAUUAAGUCUUAGCAGAUUCUUUAGCAUGAUAUAUAUUACAUAAGUUGAAUGACACCAAUUCCUCUGCAUAUCAAUUUCUAUGCAUUGGUACUCACCACAACUGAGACAGUGGUGGCAUCUUAAAAGUUUAUUUUGCAUAUACAUAAUCAUAGAAAGUUGACACAUUCA